Molecule: messenger RNA, 1562 nt
Organism: Notolabrus celidotus (New Zealand spotty)
Lineage: Eukaryota; Metazoa; Chordata; Actinopteri; Labriformes; Labridae
Product: olfactory receptor 52K1-like
Exons: 2
Coding region: 175-1122 (315 amino acids)
Biological process (GO): G protein-coupled receptor signaling pathway
Cellular component (GO): membrane
Molecular function (GO): G protein-coupled receptor activity; olfactory receptor activity
Source: RefSeq, a predicted model, not a curated record
CCCAGAAUGCACCACAACACAGGACGGUGACGCAACCUCAGAGUGUCCCGUCACAUCGGGGACGCCUUCUUUCGGCAGCCAAUGACAUCGCAGAUUGAAGCUGAUAAAAUGCUGAGUCAGCGUUCAGCAGGGACAGGUCCACUGAACUGAAACCCAGAACCCGGAGGAGGGAGGAUGGAGAACGCCUCCUCUCACAGACUCUUCAUCCUGGAUGGCUUCAGUGAGCUGGGAGGUCUGAGGCCCGUCCUCUUCCUCCCGUUCUUCAUCAUGUUGGUCCUGUCCCUGUUGGCCAACUCUCUGCUGCUGUACGUCAUCAUAUCACAGAGGAGCCUCCACUCCCCCAUGUUCAUCCUCAUCGCUGGCAUGGCGUGCGUGGACCUGAGCCUCCCUCUGUUCUUCGUCCCCAACAUGCUGCUGAGCUUCCUGUUUGACUGGAGGGGGAUCUCUCUGAUUGGCUGCCUGCUUCAGAUGCAUUUCAUUCACUUUGUUGCGUCCUUCCAGUCCACGCUGCUGGUCUGGAUGGCCGUGGACAGAUACUUUGCCAUCUGCAGUCCGCUCAGCUACCACCAACGCAUGGCUUUACCAGGAUUCCUCAAGUACAUAAUCCCCCUGGUGAUCAGGAACGUGGUCCUGGUCUCGCUGUUUGUCGGUCUGGCAGGAAGGUUGUCGUUCUGUGCUUCCAACGUGAUGAACCACUGUUUCUGUGAGCACAUGGCGUUGGUGCAGCUGGCCUGUGGGAGCACCUCCAUCAACAACCUGGCGGGGUUACUGACUAUCUUCCUCAACCCUGUAGCAGACUUCAUCUUCAUCGCCGCCUCCUACGUGGUCAUAUUCAGCUCGGUGCUGGGUUCAGGAAAGUCCGGGGUCAGAGCCCUUCACACCUGUGUGACCCACAUCGUGGUCAUCACCGUCAGUCUGACCAUCGCACUCGUAGCUUUCCUGUCGUACCGGAUCAGGAACGGUCUCCCUGCAGGGGUCCGGGUCUUCUUCAGCACCAUGUACCUGCUGUUCCCGAGCUGUUUCAACCCCAUCAUCUACGGGGUCAGGACCACUGAGAUCAGACAGCACAUCCUGAGGACCCUGAUGUGGUGUCACUUAGUCCAAACUGCCCCCUGUUCCUAAACCAGAUCCUUUAUUCACAAGAACAACCGAGCAAAGACGAGAAGUUGGACCAAACGUCCGUUCACAGCUGAGAAGGACUCCACCAGUUCCAGUGAGGAGACAUCGGGACGGGAUGAAGUCUACAUUCUGAAGUGGUUCAGGUUUUAUAUCUCUGAGUUUCAGACAUUAAAUGGAGGUAUCACAGCCUCUCUGCAUACAGCUGCUUCAUCCUUUACUCUGACUGUACUUCCUGCUCUCUGCCUCUAGAGGGCAGCAUAGCUCUAUAACUCUCAGACAGGCUGAGGCUCAAAGAACGGACCAAUGAGAAGGCUUUAACCCUCCUGUUGUAAUCUCAUCAUUGACUCCAUCACUGACCAUUUAAACCAAAGUUUAGUCUGUUGGUGUUCUUUAACUCUGUCAGGUCAUGGUUCAAACAGGAGAACUCCUUUUCAUCCAAAUUA